Messenger RNA from Vigna umbellata (rice bean), 1662 nucleotides. RefSeq names its product xylulose kinase-1 (gene XK-1). Lineage: Eukaryota; Viridiplantae; Streptophyta; Magnoliopsida; Fabales; Fabaceae. The record is from RefSeq and is a predicted model, not a curated record. Gene Ontology annotation, biological process: xylulose metabolic process; phosphorylation. Gene Ontology annotation, molecular function: D-xylulokinase activity; D-ribulokinase activity. Gene Ontology annotation, cellular component: cytosol.
AUUUUAUGUGGAGUGGCUCUGCCAAUUGCCACCAUGUUUUGUUCCUCAGCAUCUUAUCCAUGGGGAAUGGCAGAAGUUGUAACAAGAUUUCAACAUGGUUUGCGCUAGUUCACUAAUCCACCCAGCAAGCACCGUUUUAGUAUCUUUGCCAUCAAUCCAAAGGCAAAAACGUGGGAAUGUGUUAUGCAAUAAUAAGGUAAGAAAACAAAGAGUAGCAUCAAUGUCUGUUGGUAACCAGAAAAAUCAGAAUUCAGAAGUAGCAAGUGUAAGAGAAGGUGAAAGGCUCUAUCUGGGGUUUGACUUUGGCACAUCUGGUGCCAGGUUUACCAUAAUCGACAAAGAUGGAGCAAUUCGAGCUGAGGCAAAGAGAGAGUACCCCUUGUACUUGAAUGGAGAGUCACAGGAUUGGGUACGCUCAUGGAAGGAGACACUGUUUUCUUUGCUUGAAGAUGUCCCACUUGACAUUCGCAAACACGUUGUGGCUAUUUCAAUUGACGGGACUUCUGCCACUACUCUCAUUGUUGAUAGUUACACAGGGGAACCGUUGUGGAGACCUUUUCUUUACAAUGAGAGUUGUUCUGAUGCAUUACCAGUGGUGAAGUCUAUUGCUCCUCCAAACCAUACGGUUUGCACUGGAUCGUCCACUCUGUGUAAACUUGUCUCUUGGUGGAAUCAUGUUGGUUCGGAUAAAAAACCUGCUUUGUUGUUGCACCAAGCAGAUUGGCUUUUGUGGCUUCUUCAUGGAAAGCUUGGAGUUACAGAUUAUAAUAAUGCUCUCAAGGUUGGCUAUGAUCCUGAAGUGGAUUCGUAUCCUUCGUGGUUAGUGUGUCAACCAUAUUAUCAUCUUUUACCUUCAGUUCUUGCUCCCGGAACUCCAAUUGCUUGUUUAAAGGAGGAAGUUGGAAAUAAAUAUGGUUUUCAAAAGGACUGUGUUGUAUGCACCGGAACCACCGACAGUAUAGCUGCAUUUCUUGCAGCUCGUGCUAGCCAACCUGGGAAAGCUGUUACUUCAUUGGGUUCAACACUGGCUAUUAAACUACUCAGCAAUACAAGAAUUGAAGAUUCUCGGUUUGGGGUUUACAGCCAUCGACUUGAUGAUAAAUGGCUAGUUGGUGGUGCUUCAAACACUGGUGGAGCAAUCCUUAGACAGCUUUUCACCGAUAACCAAUUAGAAAAACUGAGUGAACAGAUCAAUCCCUCACAACCUUCUCCUCUGGAUUACUAUCCCCUGCCCAAAGCAGGUGAAAGAUUCCCGGUAGCAGAUCCAAAUUUGGCUCCAAGGCUUCAUCCACGUCCUGAAAAUGAUGUUGAGUACCUGCAUGGGAUUUUAGAAUCCAUUGCGCGUAUAGAGGCAAAGGCAUAUGAGUUGCUAAAGGAGCUAGGAGCAACCCAGGUAGAGGAAAUUUUCACUGCUGGUGGAGGAGCCAAAAAUGAGAAGUGGAUAAAGAUUCGUGAGAGGGUGCUUGGUUUGCCUGUGAGUCGUGCAAAUCAAACAGAAGCUGCAUAUGGAGCUGCAUUAUUGGCAAAAAAGGCUGAUCAACAAAAUAUUCCUUCAUAACAUUAUUGCACUCCACCUGUUUGAUCAUGGUAACCAGGAGUAUUUCUCAUGCAACUUGUUCUUAUGAAAAUGAAAUUGAAAUCCGAAGAAUGUUUCAACAUGGA